This is a messenger RNA of Tachysurus vachellii, 2109 nucleotides long. It is a transcript of the gene snap25b, whose product is annotated as synaptosome associated protein 25b. The coding region runs from base 133 to 744 and encodes 203 amino acids. Gene Ontology annotation, cellular component: synaptobrevin 2-SNAP-25-syntaxin-1a-complexin I complex; plasma membrane. Gene Ontology annotation, molecular function: SNAP receptor activity; syntaxin-1 binding; voltage-gated potassium channel activity. Gene Ontology annotation, biological process: synaptic vesicle fusion to presynaptic active zone membrane; exocytosis; synaptic vesicle priming. The transcript has 8 exons. NCBI's taxonomy places the organism in Eukaryota, Metazoa, Chordata, Actinopteri, Siluriformes, Bagridae. The record is from RefSeq and is a predicted model, not a curated record.
GUUUUGAAAGGCGCAAAGCUCGCGCUGAGAAGAUAAACACACACACACACACACACGCUUACACACACACUUACACACACACACACAGGACGAGCGCCGAGUUAAUCCUGAGUGCUGAAGUUUUGAGCCAAAAUGGCGGAUGACACAGACAUGAGGAACGAGCUGACAAACCUGCAGGAGCGAGCGGACCAGCUGGGCGACGAAUCGUUAGAGAGUACUCGGCGCAUGCUACAGCUGGUGGAGGAGAGUAAAGAUGCUGGCAUCAGGACUCUGGUUAUGCUGGAUGAACAGGGAGAACAACUGGAGCGUAUUGAAGAAGGGAUGGAUCAGAUCAACAAGGACAUGAAGGAGGCAGAGAAGAACCUGACGGACCUGGGGAACCUCUGUGGACUCUGUCCUUGUCCCUGUAACAAACUGAAAGAGCGAGGGCAGAAUUGGGGAAAUAAUCAGGAUGGUGUUGUCUCCAGUCAGCCUGCUCGUGUGGUAGAUGAACGUGAGCAGAUGGCCAUCAGCGGUGGUUUUAUUCGCAGAGUGACAAAUGAUGCACGUGAGAAUGAGAUGGACGAGAAUCUGGAGCAGGUCGGGAGCAUCAUCGGGAAUCUGCGUCACAUGGCUCUGGAUAUGGGCAACGAGAUCGACACUCAGAACCGGCAGAUCGACAGGAUCAUGGACAUGGCUGAUUCCAACAAAACGAGGAUUGACGAGGCCAACCAGCGCGCCACAAAAAUGCUAGGAAGUGGCUAAAAGUCCACAGAAAUUACUAUCCUUCUGUCCCACUUCCUGUUUCCUCUUCUAUAUAUUCACUUGAUAGCUUUACACACACACGUAUACACACACACGUAUACACACACAUGUAUACACACACAUGUAUACACACACAUGUAUACACACAUAUUGUAAGAGUUGCUUUUCUCUAUUAUAUAGCAGUGAUGAGUGAGUCAUGAUUCAUUCCUUUUAAAUGACUCAUUUAAGUGAGUCAUGUGAAUCUACCUGCAAUCACAAACAAAUCUCACACUGAUUCUGAAAAUUGAGAAACUUUCUAACUUCCUGUCAGUUAAAGUUUCUGUCUGUUGUAGAAAAUAUUCAAAAAAAACCUUCUGAACUGAAAUGACACAUCUCAAAAAAUGGCCAAUACUUUUAUCAGUUUGAAUCAGCACAGUUUUACACUUAAUGUACAGAUUAUAGGAAUUUAUAUAGAGUAAUCAUCAAGCCUCAUGCAGGUCACGUGACAGGAGUCUGUGCUGUUGGUUUGAUUCCCAGGCAGAGAACUAAACCAGCCAAUGAAGGGUUAACUCAGCACCAGUCCCAAGCCCAGAUAAAAUGGGGGGGGGGGGGGGGUUUGCACAGGGAUGGGCAUCUGGGGUAAAACCUGUGGACCAGAUAAUGUGCUGUGGCGACCCUGAACAGGGACAACAACAACAUAGAGAUUAAUCAUCAACACCUGAGUCAAAUAAUCAAAUGAAUCAAAUUGAAUUGAAUCUGACUCACUUAAAUGAGUAGUUAGAAGAAGUUUAAUUAGUGAUUCAUGAUAUUCAUCACUCACUGAUAACCACAUGCUAUAAAUACACACACACACUGUUCUGUACAUCUAAGUGUAUGUAUAUAUACAGUGCAGCAUCUGAUGACUCUAAUGUGAAGCUGUUUUUUAUGUAUUUUAUUUUAAUCUUUCCUGAAUAUCAUGUAACAACAGAUCACUACACAUCUAAUUAUAUUCCAUCUGUCAAACUUCCUCUUUCUGUCUCUCUCUCUCUCUCAUACAUACAUGAGAGAGAGAGAGAGAGAGAGUUAUAUGUCCUGUACAAACUAGACACAAACUGUGUCUAGUUUAUGUUUAGUUUUUCAUGGACAUGUUGAAUUUGCACACGAGAUUCAGACAAAGAUAAUUAGAAUAAAUGAUGAGACUGUGUGUGUGUGUAUGUGUAUGUGUAUGUGUAUGUGUGUGUGUGUGUGUGUGUGUGUGUGUGUGUGUGUGUGUGUGUGUGUGUGUGUGUGUGUGUGUGUGUGUGUGUGUUGUGUGUGUGUGUGUGUGUGUGUGUGUGUGUGUGUGUGUGUGUUGUGUGUGUGUGUGUGUUGUGUGUGUGUGUGUGUGUGUGUGUGUGUGUGUGUAUG